AUGGCGAAGACGUACCAAGUUGCAGUGUUGCCCGGCGACGGGAUUGGCCCUGAGGUGGUCGCACAGGCCCAGCGUGUCCUAGAGCUUGUUUCUGAAAAGUCGAACGUCAAGCUCGCCAUGCAGUCGUACGAUUUUGGCGGCGCCGCAAUUGACGCGAGCGGCGAGCCUUUGCCGCAAGAAACACUGAAAGCGUGCAAGGCUGCCGAUGCGAUUCUCCUUGGUGCGGUCGGCGGCCCGAAGUGGGGCGUUGGCAAGGUGCGCCCCGAGCAGGGCCUCUUGGCGAUUCGCAAGGAGCUUGACCUGUACGCCAAUAUCCGCCCGGCGCUUUUCCCUUCCGAUUCGCUCCUGGAGCACUCCCCCCUCCGCGCUGAUGUCGCGCGCGGUACGCAGUUCAUUGUCAUCCGCGAGCUUGUUAAAGGCCUCUACUACGGCGACCGCAAAGAAGCCGACUUGGACACGCCCGGAUCCAAAGGCGAGGCGUGCGAUAUGAUGGUUUACGAUAGAGCUGAUGUGCAGCGUAUCACGCGUCUUGCCGCACACCUUGCGCUGAAGUCGAACCCUCCUGCUAAGGUGCAUUCUAUCGACAAGGCCAACGUGCUUGCCACCAGCCGUCUCUGGCGCCGCGUCGUCCAGGAGACGAUCGACAGCGAGUUCAAGGACAAGGGUGUAGAAGUUGACCAUCAGCUCGUGGACUCGGCGGCUAUGAUCAUGGUUGCAAACCCACGCAAGCUCAACGGGAUUGUGCUUACUGAGAACAUGUUUGGCGAUAUCCUCUCGGACGAAUCGUCCGUGAUUCCAGGCGCGUUGGGUCUUCUCCCCAGUGCAUCGCUCUCCGAGUUGCCGACGGGCGAGCAGCCCGCCAAGGGCUUGUACGAACCUAUCCAUGGAUCCGCGCCGGAUAUUGCCGGCAAGGGCAUUGCGAAUCCUGUAGGUACGAUUCUCUCUGCUGCCUUGCUGCUCCGUUGGUCGCUGGGGCUUGAUAAGGAGGCCACCGCCGUGGAGCAGGCUGUGCGCAAAGUUUUGGACAGUCAGGACAUUGGAGGAUAUGGCCUGCGCACCAGCGAUCUUGGCGGCAAUGCAUCUACGAAGCAAGUUGGUGACAAGGUCCUCGAAAUUCUCGCAACGCUCCUCUAG
Molecule: messenger RNA, 1134 nt
Organism: Malassezia vespertilionis
Lineage: Eukaryota; Fungi; Basidiomycota; Malasseziomycetes; Malasseziales; Malasseziaceae
Gene: LEU2
Product: 3-isopropylmalate dehydrogenase
Exons: 1
Coding region: 1-1134 (377 amino acids)
Biological process (GO): L-leucine biosynthetic process
Cellular component (GO): cytosol
Molecular function (GO): 3-isopropylmalate dehydrogenase activity
Source: RefSeq, a predicted model, not a curated record